AUGCAGGGGCCGUGCGGUCUCUUUCGGCCCCUCGCGCGGAUCCGGCCGCCGACGAUGCAUCGGCACGUCGUCACUCCACAGUGUCAACUGGUUCCGUGGACCUACCUGCAUGCGAAUUCCUCGGGUAAUCCUCGGGAAGUGGUGCACGGAGGAGUGUGCGCCCUGUUCUACGUGGUCACGGGAAGCCUGCUCAUCAACAACGUGACCGACAUCCACCAGACGCAGCUGACGCGUCUGGUCCUCACCUCGGGGAUCUUCUGCCUCCUCCUGGCGCUGGUCUUCAUCGUGGACAUGAUCUUCGUCGGGUGGAAGUGGCGCAGGACCAUGGGAUAGACCCGAGGAACCCACGAUUUCCAC
This is a messenger RNA of Darwinula stevensoni, 357 nucleotides long. The record is from the annotation of a GenBank genome assembly. Lineage: Eukaryota; Metazoa; Arthropoda; Ostracoda; Podocopida; Darwinulidae.